AUGACCACAGUGGCGCUCACUUUCGAGACCCUCAAGCAGAUCCCCAUUGCCGACCUCGCUCCGGCUUCUGACCAUGCUUCGUCUUCGUCCUACAUUCUAGCUCAAGUUGUGCUGGUCUGGCCCUACUCUAGCUCGACUGGCACGCUUGCCCUGCUUCUGGCAGAUACUGAUGUCCGACGGCGCAAAUCCAAAGGUCAGGUUAAAGUCGUCUUCCGCCAUGGGUGUGCGCGAGAAGUGGCAAGGACAAAAGUCGGCAUUGGUGAUACAGUCAAGCUCGUGUUAGACGGAUGCAAAUGGACAGAGACGGGCGGCCUGGUUUCCACUCCGGGUAAGAAGAUAGAUUGGGACCUAGAAUACUGGAAACAGGUGAUCUUGCAAGUGCACCGGGACGGUGACCUCCAUUCUACAGUCGACUAUAGAGCGAAUGAAUCCGAUACUUCCUCCGCAGAUAGCCCCAUUGCGCUGGUCAAUGGCGCAUACAACACUCGUCCCUCCGUGAACGGAGUUCUGCAUCGGCAGCCGAGUACGAUCCAUGUCCCGUACUUAACACCACAAAAGCCAGGUCGAAGGGUCUCCGCAGGUACAUUUAUCGAUGCCGCUCUGCACUCUCUUGUUGAAGAUGACGGAUACGUCCCUGGCCAAGGACGGAAGCGAACCAAGUUCGCGAGGAAGAGCGGAGCAUGGAGCCUCGUGGACUCGGACGAGGAGUCAGAAGAUAUUUCGCAGUCACAGGUCAACGCCGGCCAUGUCGAGCAGCAACAAGGCCUGACACACGAAGAAAUCAAUCCGACGGCGGAGCCCUCUGACCAUACAGAACAGGAUCAUAUGCCAACUGAAGAGACCAACUUGACGGUGGAAACCUCGGAGCAUACAGAGCAGCACCCGAUGGCAUCCGAAGACAUCGAGCAUGAGCGGACAGAAAACCUGCCUGCCAACAUCCUGCAGACUCCUGACGUGGAUGUUGUUGAGAGCGCGAGCGGACCUCCGCGUAGCAAUUCAGAGGAGUCAACUUCCAUACCCCAACCAGUGGUCAUGGGUCCGCCUUCAACACCGCACAAAGCCACGCAAUUGCAUCUGCCACCAGGAGAGAUCGACGUGUCUCAAAUCAGCUCUGAGCAUGACGCUGCAACUACGCCACGGCUGCUACCUCUCGCAUCGCCAGGGUUGCCAUUGGUCUCUCCUCUAGUCCAGAGGUCGGGAGUGGAAGUGGGAUACUUCUCAGUAUUUCAUGGGGCUGCAUCUCAAUUAGAAGCUUCCGGUGAUACGCCAGCAGCCGUUGCAACGGAAGAGGCCAGGCCUGAGAGCGAGCUGAAUGCCGCAUCAUUACCGGGUUCUGAGGGCUCACUGAUGAUUGUAGAAGAAGUGUCUGUUCUCCAAAAGCGGUCGGCAGAUAUCGAGGCUGAGCCUGUUGGACGCUUAGAGCACACGAAGACUCUUGAUGGAGUCGUGAUAGAAACGGGAAAUGCGGUUGGUACGAGCAGCGCUGGGUACCAAGUACCCCAAUGGCUGUCAGUCCUGGAGUCAAAGAUCGAUGAAGAGCGCCUUCGAUCCCAUGACGAGGCGUCUUCAGAGAUAGCUCCUCAACUUCCUGACCCACGUAAGGCGGUUGAGGACGAGGAUGACGAUAUGUACGGGGCACCUGCUGAUAUGUCACAAACAAACGGGUUUGUGAUCAGUCCAUCAUCAUUCGAGCCGCCGAAGAGCCCGCUGGAUGUCCUCGAACAGUUCUUGCAGAUGUCUCCAGUUGCACCUACACGACCCUCGAAUGCCUUCGAACAAAUUGAUGUAGGCAAUGUCUCGAACAUUCCGAUUACGCCUUUGCAUGAAAGUAUGGAGGAGAGUGCAGCCGCGGACGGUCGGCAAGAGAAGACAUCGAUCCCUGCUUCCGAGAAGCCCAGAUCGGUUGCCUAUCCCGAGUCACAAUCCCCAUUCAGGCAGAACCGAGCUCAGCAAACAGGCUCUGGUACCUCUAGUCGUCGCUCGUCUGAUUAUCGCACGCGACUUCGGUCCCUAGAUGGCACCCUUGAGCCCAACGAACCUUUUGCAGACUACAUAAAUCAGCUUGCUCAAAUCGCCGCCACCGCAGGAAGCGUGCAGCCGCCUGCAGGGGACGCCGCAGCCGCAUACGGCGCGUCCCAGAGAGAUGCGGAUCCAGGACUCGACGUGCCACCAGCCGGCCUUUCAGCCCAAGAGCUGGGCAGUGUUGAGUCCUCCGGGGGUGCGGCAGAGGUCACACCACAAGCCUACGAGAUUGCAAACAUUGACACGUCCGAAGGAACGGAUCCACACUCUGCGACGCAGACCGUCAAGUUAGACGACCGAGAGGAGCAUAUAAUCAAUCAGUCAGUGUCUUUGCGCAGUCCCGAAGCUCAAGUGCAACUGCCAACACGGGAUCAGUCGCAACUGUAUCCACCCUCGCCUGAACGCAAUACUCGUCUCGAGCAGACCGAAGACGUGAAAGAAGUUACCGUCAUUGCUCUACCUACACCUCAACAGACGCAGGAAGAGGCUGCAGAGGAGGAAGUCAUAGAGCAAGCGGCUACGCAAGACAACUACGAGGAAGCUGCGCAGGACCCCCGAGAGAUUUCUUCGACGCAACAAGAGGAGGUAUCUGCACAGGUCAUCGCAGAGCUGGAAGCGCAGACCCAAGAAGAGAUAUCAACAGACUCUUUCCAGGAGGCUCCUGCUCAAGACGCCCGAGGGAAGACGCCGGUUAUUUUCGAGGAUCAGGAGAAGGAGGAGCCUGGUGAAGCGCUUUCGGCAAGCGCAACUCCUGCUAUGGCUCCCACGACCCCCUAUCUGCACCCUGACUCGGUCGUCCCUCGUCGAGCCUCCCAACGCCUUUCGGCAAGAAAGUCCACUAUGGCUAGCAACAUUUCUAGUCCGUAUUUUACGCCUCGUAAACCAGCUCCGGCGCCCUCAUCCUCACCAAACCGCAAAGAAAAUCUCCACCCAGCGUCGCCAGAUCGGAGCGAGUUGCGAUCAUCCCCUGUGCAAGAGAGCAGGAAGACACCCGUUGCAUUUACCUUGUUCCAAGAGACAAAGCCGAACGGCAUUGACAUCACGCCUAUCUCACCCAAUUUGCAGGCGAAGAGACCAACGUCCCACAGGCACAUAGGCAUCACAACUCCUCUCGCAUAUUAUGCGCACCUGAGUUCUUUGCAUGAGCAAUUCGGCCAGAUUCUAGACAUCAUUGCCGUAUGCACAGAACCCUCGGCGUCGCCGCAGAGAUCGAAAUCCGGGCCAAAAGACUACUAUACUACCUUACGCUUAGCUGAUCCUUCACUACUCCCUGACCAGCAUACAGCAGUAUCUGCCCAGAUUUUCCGGCAUGCCAUCAACGCGGUUCCUAUAACCACUAGCGGAGACGUCGUUAUCCUUCGGAACUUCAAGGUCCAGACUUCUAUGAGAAACUUCAUGCUAUUGAGCACGGAGACAUCUUCGUGGGCUGUGUUCCAGGCCAAACCCGGCUCAACUAUGAGUUGGUCGGAUGUUAUUGUAUCUGGUCCUCCCAUUGAGUAUGGUCCCGCCGAAACCAGUCGAGUCAAGCUUCUCUUCAGCUGGUGGAAUUCAGGUAGCAAGCAACUAUUUUCUCCGAGCACUUCAACAAAUGACCAUGAGCUCACUGGAGUCGAUUCCAGCGAACCGCGGAGCAGUUCUCCCAGACGCGAGAACGAUGGGCAACCUCCCGUGAGGGACCAACAUGUCAGCGACCGUCGGACCGCCAACAUGACUAGCGAAUUCGGCAACGAGGAUGCGGUGGAGAAUUUCUAUGCGUCUUUUGCGAACGGAGAUGACGGUGGCGUGAGAGAGGACACUGCUGACGGGGAAACUGCACAUGCUGUUCUUGAAACUCGCGCCGAUGGAGAUGAAAUGAAGAUGAUUGACGACACUGUCGAAGAAGCCGAGAUCAACGUUCGGCCUGCUCAGCGGACGAGCAGGCGCAAGGCCAACAGGACUGAUCACAUGGGCAAUGAAGACGACGAAGACGUGAGCAUGAUAGGGCAGGAUCGCGAGAAGAGCGCACCUCUGAUAGACGCAACCAACCAGCGCAGGCGAUCCACCGUGUCCAUAGCGGCAUCAGAGCCCGGCAGAAGCUUGACUCCACGACGAAGCACUAGACAAAAACAUAGGAAGUCGCCUAGUUUGGUGCACGAAUUGCGUGAUGGGACCAAGUACGUCGACGAUGAUCGAAGGAAAAGCGGAAGUGUCGUGCAUGAACUGAGGGAUGGUGUUACUUAUGUUGAUUAA
Cladophialophora yegresii CBS 114405 is the source of this 4251-nucleotide messenger RNA. RefSeq lists its product as uncharacterized. Gene Ontology annotation, cellular component: chromosome, telomeric region. The record is from RefSeq and is a predicted model, not a curated record. NCBI's taxonomy places the organism in Eukaryota, Fungi, Ascomycota, Eurotiomycetes, Chaetothyriales, Herpotrichiellaceae. Gene Ontology annotation, molecular function: DNA binding. The coding region runs from base 1 to 4251 and encodes 1416 amino acids. The transcript has a single exon. Gene Ontology annotation, biological process: telomere maintenance.